AAGUUCGCGGAAGACAGUCCACAGGUCUUAGCUACUUGGACCGUCAGGUCCAUAGGAUACGUCCCUGCCGUUGACACGAGUCCAUAAAACCUCACUGAUGCAGCCCCACAGUAAUCAACUUCCUCCUCCGUGACAGAAUCAUACUCUCGCUUCUCUAGCCACUCGGCAACUUCACGACCUCUUCGAAAGUUUCCUGGUGUUCAGAGAUCAGCUGCUGCUGCAACAUGGGUUCCAUAGUAGAAGUGCUCUAUGGUUCUGCCAUUGCUGUUGUCGCCAUCUUCCUGCUAGCGAGAUUCAUCACCACACCAAAGAACAUACCGCCUGGUCCAUUCGCAUGGCCCAUUAUUGGCUCUUUGCAUCUAAUUGGCCCUUAUCCCCACCGAAGUCUGGCGAAACUCGCUGAGAAAUAUGGAUCCCUGAUGUCGGUGUGGUUUGGACAAAGAUUAAUAAUCUUCGCCACAUCCCCGGAAACGGCUUUGGAAUUUGUGAAGACGCAGGACGCCAAUUUCUGCUCGAGACCGAAACAGCAAGCUCCCUCAGUUCUUUUGCCACAUGAUCUUACAUUCUCAGACGUUACAUCCCAUUCGAAACUCCUUCGAAAGAUUUUCCAGCAGCAGUUCACAACUUCAAAGAAAAUGGAAGCCACGCAACAGCUUCGAGCGAACGAAUUUGCCCAUAUGUUGCGCACAAUUCCACAUGACACCACGGUGAACGUGAAGUUUCACUUAGAAGUGUUGGCCGGGAACAUUUUCUCACAAUUGGUGAUGAGCAGAAGGUUGCUACAGCCAUCAAGCAUUGAAGACACUACCACUGAUAGCACGGAGAAACUGAAAGACCUCAUGAAAAUUACAGCAGAUUUAGACCGCAUCAUCGGCACGUUCAAUCCUGGGGACUUCAUUCCCGCUGUCAAGAGGUUCGAUUUGGCAGGAAUCGGAUGCAAAUUCAAGCAAUUCCGAAACCGCAUGGAUUCUUUCGUCGAGAAGAUCAUUCAAGAGCGUCUUGAGGAACGCAAGUCUAGCCGCGCCCCCAAAGAGUUACGAGAGAAGGACUACCUAGAUGCGCUACUCGAUGAAGCUGACCAGCAAAAAGAAAUUGAUUUGAAUGUUGUGAAAACCAUGAUCUGGGAAAUCUUCGCCGCGGGAAUGGAGACGAACAUAGCCUCCUCCGAAUGGGCCAUGGCAGAGCUCGUGAACGCACCCCACACAAUGAAGAAAGCGCAAGCAGAGCUCGAUGCUGUAGUUGGGCGGGAUCGCAUGGUGAAGGAAUCUGAUCUUCCCAACCUACCUUACAUCAAAGCAAUUGCUAAAGAGUCUCUCCGCCUUCACCCCCCGGUCCCUUUUCUUGCCCACCAAUGUAUCAAGAGCUGCAAAGCUUUCGGAUAUGACAUCAAAUCCGGAACAAGCGUCUUCGUCAACGUCUAUGGAUUGGGACGACUUGAAAGCAUCUACCCCGACCCCAAUACAUUCAACCCUGACAGAUUCCUUCCCGGAGGCAGCAACGUCGGUCUCGACUACCAGGGCCAAAACUUCGAGCUCUUGCCCUUCGGCUCCGGACGUCGAAUCUGUGCAGGAAUGCCAGUGGCUUCACUCAUGGUGCAAACCGCCGUCGCAACCCUAUUACACGCUUUCACUUGGAUUGCACCCAAGGACCAUGAAUUAAUGGAGGGGCUUGGGGCGGCAUCACUUUCCAAGGCUGUGCCAUUGAAAGCUCACGCUACACCUCGUCUGCCAUCCCAUGUGUACUCCUUGUAAUAAGAUGCACCCUCUGACGAUGUCCAUCCAGAGUUCAGAAUUUACGUUAUAUCUGAAGCUGUAGGCAAAACUAUUCGAUAUGUUUGCUUCAGGACCUGUAUAAAUGUCAUUCCUAGUGUGUUUCAGAUUUAGUUUUAUAGUUUUUUUUGUAGCUCACAUGGAUUCUGCAGCAUUGCAAUAUUCGGUGCCUGUGCAAUGAGGUAACGACCGGCACAGGUUCCGCAAACGUCUGUUGACAUUAAUUUGAUGAAAUUCAAUAAAAGGAGAUUUCAGGUGCCAACCUACUCCAUUCACAAGAA
Messenger RNA from Physcomitrium patens, 2050 nucleotides. Its product is annotated as flavonoid 3',5'-hydroxylase CYP75B138. NCBI's taxonomy places the organism in Eukaryota, Viridiplantae, Streptophyta, Bryopsida, Funariales, Funariaceae. The record is from RefSeq and is a predicted model, not a curated record. Gene Ontology annotation, molecular function: iron ion binding; oxidoreductase activity, acting on paired donors, with incorporation or reduction of molecular oxygen; monooxygenase activity.